GCAGGCGUGUGACUUCGCACUCUGCGCGUCUCGCGUUCGACCUGCAGGCCAUGUUCGACGACUUCGUCGAGCACGCGGCAUCUCCGCCGGGGGUGGCACAGGCUGCGAGUGCUCUACCGUCGCUGCAGUAUGAGGGCUUCGAGCCUUCCCCAUAUGCCGAAGAUGAUGACCGCGCGGAGAUCGAGGAGACUGCUCAAGAUGCUGCCUCCGUCAAUGAACCCAUCUUCGAGCUCGGUCGCGUCCAGUACACGUUCCCUGCACCCCUCGUAUCCUUCGCCGUAUCCUCCGACAUGCUCGUCAUGGCGCUGGCAAACAACACCCUAGUUCUCAUUGAACUCUCCCACUCUGAACAGGUCGUGCAAAUCCCCAUACCGCGCAAGCCUCAGGACAUGACAAUACACAAGGUCUUCAUGGACCCCUCCGGCAGGCACAUCAUCGUCUCCUCCACCCAGGGCGAGAAUUGGUACUACUUCCGCGCAUGGAAGAAGACCAAGCAGCCCAAGUCCCUCAAGUGGAAGAUGGUCAUCGAGAGCAUUGCAUGGAAUCGUGCGGCGUUGCUGGCCUCGGUGAACGCUACCACGACGCGGGAGAUGCUCAUCGGCGCGCGAAACGGGACUAUCUAUGAAGCAGUACUGGACGCGGAGGAGAAUCUGUUCGCUUCGCUGGAACGUCAUUUGGCGUCGGUGUACUCCGUCCCUGGACCCAUUACGGGGAUACACUUCAAUGUGUUUCCCCCGCAGGAUCCCAGGAAAACAUGGAUUGUGGUGACGACUCCCUCACGAAUGUACCAGUUCAUUGGCUCCCCGGAUAGGCGUUCAGACGAUGGCAGCCGCGCAUUCGCCGCCCUCUUCAACACCUAUCGGGACAACGCGCCGAAUAUACGCGAACUUCCUGGCAACAUCCAGCACUCCGAACUCCACCUCUUCACACCCAAUUCCGGACAGGCGCAAUCGCUACCCAAGACUAUAGCAUGGCUAACCGGUUCUGGCAUCUUCCACGGCUCCGUCAACUUCGACUCCAACACCGACGACCUCGUCGACGGCGUCAAGCUCCCCGCCUACCCUAUCUUCUCCGACACACCUCCAGGCCAAACCGACGUGCCGCUUUCUAUGGCAGUAACAGAGUUCCACUUCGUGCUGCUUUAUAAGGAUAGGAUAGCGGCGAUAUGUAGCUUGGAUGAGAGGUUGGCGUAUGAGGAAGUGAUGCCGGUGAAACCCACAGAGGAGGUCAAAGGCCUUGCCGCCGACCCCGUACGCGGCACCUACUGGGUCUACACCGAUCAAUCAUUAUUCGAGCUCGGCGUCGGCAACGACGACAGGGACGUCUGGAAGGUCUUCAUGAAGCAAGGUCACUUCGAUGUGGCUUUGCGGUAUGUGAAGACCGCCAGCCAACGCGACCACGUCCUCUCCGCCCAAGCAGCCGCCUACUUCGCCGAGGGAAAGUAUUUCCAAUCAGCUCAGUGCUAUGCACAAUGCUCGGUGUCCUUCGAAGAGGUCGCACUGAAAUUCUUGGACGUUAAUGAGCGCGAUGCGCUGAGGAGUUACCUCAUCUCAAGGUUGGAGCGGACGAGGAAAGGCGAUCUUACUCAAAGAUUGAUGCUCUCAACUUGGCUCGUUGAGUUCUAUUUGAGCAAGCUGAACGAGAUGGAUGACCUCAUCGCGUCGGAGUCGGUCUCACAAGAUGUCGAGAACCUGAAGACGGAGCGGACAAUAUUGGAGGACGAUCUAAAGCAUUUCUUCGAGACGUAUAAGACCGACCUCGAUACCCAUACCGUAUACGAGCUCAUUCAAGGCCAUGGUCGGACAGAUAUGUACCUGUUUUACGCGACGACUAUCGGCGACUUCGAGCGCGUCGUCCAGCACUGGACGCUCGAGGAAGAGUGGUCAAGGGCAAUCGAUGUUAUCAGCCGACAAUCAAAUCUGGAGCUCUACUAUCGCUUCAGCACCGUCCUCAUGCGCAACGCACCCAAAGAGACCGUCGAUUCCUGGCUCAAACAACCAGCCCUUGACCCCCUCCGCCUCGUUCCCGCCCUCCUCCAGGUCCAACACGCCCCGAGAGACCCCCUUACCCCCAACCAGGCCGUCCGCUACCUUACUAACCUCAUAUACGAGGAGCAGAACACUAACCCGACCAUCCACAACCUCCUCAUCACGUUCUACGUCUCGCCCACCUCCUCCGCGUCUACCUCCACCAGCGCACCGUCCGCCGAGGACGACGGUCCCUUGUUGCGCUACCUCUCCACUGCGCCCACGGACCCCAUGACUGGAAAGCCCUAUUACGACCUGGACUACGCGCUGCGGUUGUGCAAGCAGAGCGGGCGGACGCAGCCGUGCGUGCAUAUCUACAGCCAGAUGGGGUUGUGGGAGAACUCGGUGGAUCUAGCGCUAGAGAAGGGCGACGUCGAGCUGGCGAAGAUCAAUGCGGAUAUGCCGGAGGAUGACGAGCCGUUGAGGAAGAAGCUGUGGCUGAAGAUCGCGCAGUAUGUGGUGCAGGAUAAGAAGGAUAUCAAGACCGCCGUCCAAUUCCUCGAAUCCACGAACAUCCUCAAAAUCGAGGACAUCCUCCCCUUCUUCCCCGACUUCGUCGUCAUCGACGACUUCAAGGAGGAGAUCACGCACGCGCUCGAGGGCUACUCCGCACACAUCGACCAGCUCAAGCAGGAGAUGGACGACGCGACGGAGACGGCGGACGCGAUCAAGCAGGACAUCGCGAACCUGAAGAACCGGUUCGUGACGAUUGGGGCUGGGGAGGCGUGCGCGCAGUGCGGGCAGCUGCUGCUGACGCGGCAAUUCUAUGUGUUCCCGUGCCACCAUUCGUUCCAUGCGGAUUGUUUGAUUGGGCUGGCGAAAGAGUACUUGCCGGCUCAUGCGCUGAGGAGAAUGCUGGCGCUGCAGAACGAGCUCGUGAAGGGGAAUCCGACAGCAAACGGGGCAGUGCGCGAGCGACAGAACACCGCGCCACGGACUUUGCUGUCAGCCAAUUUCGCCAAUGCCGUACCGAACCCUGCUCGGGCAGCCAAUCUCUUGGGGCGCAAUAUUCUCAACGCCGGCGACAAGCUGCGCGACAUGAUCGUACCAGACGCGCUCGCAGCGGCUGUGACCGCACCGGUAGGCUGGAUACCAGGGAUGGGAGGACCGGGGAAGAAGCGCAGCGGGGCAGACAAGGUUGACGAGAACGCGAAGAAGGCGCGCGCCGAGCUUGAGGAACUCCUCGCAAGCAACUGCCCCCUCUGCGAGAGCGUCAUCGUCGGCCUCGACAAGGGCUUCAUCAAGGAGGGCGAGCUGGACACGUCGUGGGCGUUGUAGGAUAGAUACCCAACCCAUAUGUUUACCAUGUUAACAGACAGCAGAGGAUGCUAGUGCGUAAUAUACAGACACCGAUGAUGACAGGAGAUAACGAGAAAGGGGAGGGGGCGCGGGCCAAAAUCAGUGAUUGAUCUUUUUGGUGCGCCCCUGUCGGCGGCGUAGACGCGCUGCUUUCCUGGCGCCCAUUUUCGCCUUUUCCAUUUCUAUCCGUUCCCUCUCCUCUGCUUUGGCUCUUCGCUCCUUAAUGCGGUCUAUCCGGCUAUGGGGGAGGUGAGUGAUGGAUCAACAAGGGGACGGCAUGGGGCGCACGCUUUGCGCUCUGCCUCUUGCUCCUCCUUCAGCUCGGCCUGCAGCUUCUUGAUAGCCUGCGCUU
Schizophyllum commune H4-8 is the source of this 3678-nucleotide messenger RNA. RefSeq lists its product as uncharacterized. The record is from RefSeq and is a predicted model, not a curated record. Lineage: Eukaryota; Fungi; Basidiomycota; Agaricomycetes; Agaricales; Schizophyllaceae. Gene Ontology annotation, biological process: vesicle-mediated transport; organelle fusion; endosome organization. The transcript is spliced from 13 exons. Bases 51 to 3305 code for a protein of 1084 amino acids. Gene Ontology annotation, cellular component: endosome; HOPS complex. Gene Ontology annotation, molecular function: protein-macromolecule adaptor activity.